GUUCACCAGUUCCGCGAGACCGAGACGCUGCAACCAUUCUCGCGCUCGGCCGUGGGUCGGGCAACCAUGGCGCGGGAGUCGAGCCUUCUGCUCUUCAUGCAGCUUCUGCUCGGCCCAGCUCUUGUGCGCAGCUCCAGCCCUCUCCCUCUGGUCCUCAACACUUGGCCUUUUAAGAAUGCAACCCAAGCAGCAUGGAAUACUUUAGCAUCUGGAGGUUCCACCCUGGAUGCCGUGGAGAAGGGCUGUGCUGUGUGUGAGAAAGAGCAGUGUGAUGGCACUGUAGGCUUUGGAGGAAGUCCCGAUGAGUUUGGAGAAACCACACUGGACGCUAUGAUCAUGGAUGGCACUACUAUGAAUGUAGGAGCAGUAGGAGAUCUUAGAAGAAUUAAAAAUGCUAUUGGUGUGGCACGAAAAGUACUGGAACAUACAACGCACACACUUUUAGCAGGAGAGUCAGCCACCAAGUUUGCCGAAAGUAUGGGAUUUGUCAAUGAGGAUUUAUCGACCAAUACUUCUCGAGCUCUUCAUUCAGAUUGGCUUGCUCGGAAUUGCCAGCCAAAUUAUUGGAGGAAUGUUAUACCAGAUGCUUCAAAAUACUGUGGACCUUACAAACCACCUAGUAUCUUAAAACAAGAUGGUUCUACCUAUAAAGAAACAGGAAAUAAUUACGGUCAUGAUACCAUUGGCAUGGUUGUAAUCCAUAAAAUGGGACAAACUGCUGCUGGUACAUCUACAAAUGGUAUAAAAUUCAAAAUACAUGGUCGAAUAGGAGAUUCACCAAUACCUGGAGCCGGGGCCUAUGCCGAUGAUACUGCUGGAGCAGCUGCAGCUACUGGGGAUGGGGAUAUACUGAUGCGCUUUCUACCAAGCUACCAAGCUGUAGAAUACAUGAGAAGAGGAGAAAAUCCAACCAUAGCUUGCCAGAAAGUGAUUUCAAGAAUUCAUAAGUAUUUUCCAAAGUUCUUUGGGGCUGUUAUAUGUGCAAAUGUGACUGGAAGUUAUGGUGCUGCUUGCAAUAAACUACCAACAUUUACUCAGUUUAGUUUCAUGGUUUAUAAUUCUCAAAAAAAUCAGCCAGUUGAGGAAAAAGUAGACUGCAUCUAAUCCAUCUUUUCUGUCAGCAUCUAUAUUUAAAGAAGAAAGAAGCAAAGGCUGAAAAGGUUACUCACUAUCACUGCAGAGUAUGCCUCAUACAUUCUAAAUUCUUUUUGUAAAAUAAGCACAAAUAAGUUUAUGCUGAAGUAGCACUUUUUAAUAUAUGGAAUUUUUGGUUAUCUACUUUUAUUUAAGCUUUGUAUCUUUGUAUAUUGCCUGAAAAUGAAUAUGUCCAUGUGUAUGUAAUUUUUAUAUGUUUAAAUUUUAAAUGAUAUUUGGAUUUCUGCUCAAUUUUUUAAGAAAUUGCCACUUUGGAGAUUUAUUUCCAUAGUGAUAUAUUAAAGCCAAAAGAAAUAAUCUAUUUAGAUAUUUAAAAUAGAGUAUCAAGUUUUUUGGACCCAAGAAAAAGGUAAGGAUUAGGCACAGCAUGAUUAGUCCUGAUUGAAUUUUAGUACAUUCAAAUGAUAUGUCUGUUAUCACUGAUUAUCAAUUUUACUUCCUGCUAGCUUAAAGAAGAAAGAAUGCUGUUAAAGGUGAUUUUUGUUUUGUUCACAUUAGAAAAUACAGGCAGUCUUCUGAUGAGCAAUUGUAUUUAUCUUUUUGGGUUUUUUUUUCUCUCUGAUAGAACUCUCAAUAUGUGAAAGUUCUUUAGCCACAAAAAUCUGUGAUUUUUUAGCUGCUAAUAUUUAGUAUUAAUUUCUUCCGAAAAUGAUUUUGGGAAUUUGAUCUAUACUGUGGUUUUACUAAUCCCUUGUGCUGUGGUUGGUGAUUGCAGUUAGAGAUAAGUCAGGAAGUAGCCAUUGUCUAGCUUCGUCUUGUUUUCCUAAGUGCUGAGUCCAGUAUCUGACUGAGAACUAUACAGAAUUGAAUGUGUGCUUUCUCAGCAUCAUCUUUUUCUACAAAAUCAUUAUCUUUACCAUCAGGAGUCAGUAAUAACACAAUAUGUACAAUAUUGUCCUCAAGCUUUAUUAUAUCUGCUCUGUUUUUUCUAUACUCAUCUUAAUAUUUAAUGUUCUUUAUAAUUUAGAACUAGAAAGCUAUAGUUUUGAGAAUGCUCUUAGGGCACUUGUUCUUGGACCUUGCUAUGUAUUGUAAUUGUCUGGGAAGCCUUCUCUUCUAUCCCAAGUCAUAUUUUUCACAAAUGAGAACAUGAAAGCUAGAAUUAGCAGACUACUAAUGAUAGCCUGAAAGCUAAUAAGGAGAUAAUUCUAUACCUUCUCAUGAGGGUUCCCAUGAGGUAUGUGGAUUUGCUGAAAUCUGAUACUGGGCCUUAGAACGAGGGGAAGAAAAAUUUAAACUCUCAGUAUAUUAAUAGCAAAUGGGAUGCCUGUUUUGUGUGUUUGCUAUUUGUUAGUAUGUUAGGCAACCAUGUGCCACCAGAAAAAAUGAUAUUAUUGAAAGUCUGUCACUCCCCAGCAAAUUAGGAGUUUAGCUGACAAAAACAACCCAUGUAUUUUUUUAAAAAGUAUUUUCUCUGUAAUUCACAGUCUUCCUGGUGGAAAUAAUUUUUCUAUAUAUCUAAUGUAGAAAGAUAGAAAUGAAAUUAGCUUUGGAAAUAUAUUUCUGAAUUUCUAGAUUUGAAUGUAAUAUAAAUUAAAUGCUGUAGCUGCGUUGUCCUUUCUUUUGAAAAGUUAAAAUUACUUUUUUGUCCCUGGUGAUGAUGUACACAGGAAACACCUCUUUGAUGAUGAUGUUGUGAUAUCAGUGAUCACUACGGUUGUAGGAGAGACAUGUAGAAAUCUAGUGAAAUAGCACAGUAUGUAAAGAGAAUUGUGAGCCAAUCAUAAAUUGAACUUGGAAAUUAUUCACUAAAACUUGGUAAAAGCAAGAAAGUUACUCGGGAAGGGAACCAUGGACAACUUAAUCAUUUAACUUUUUAUGGCAGAUAGUAGUUGAUGGUUUGUUUCACAUAUAUCCUAGUUGUAUAGAUUACAUGGCUGUUAGAUAGCUUAGGAUAAAGGUAAAAGAUUCUUCUCUAUCCUGCCAGUUUCUUCUUCUUCUUUUUUCUUCUUCUUCUUCUUCUUCUUCUUUUCAUCCUAUGGAAAAUGUUGUUACUUGCCUACUAAGGUGAAAUUAAAUUGUCCCCUCACACAUACGGAUUAAUCAACUUUCUUAAGUGAUUCAUAGAACAUUAACAUUGUCACCUGAAUAUAUUAUUUACACACAGAGUGCUUGCCAUCAAAUUCUGUUCUCAUCUCUUUUCAGCUAACACAUUUCAUCUCAUUUAACAUUUCUAGCAUACAUAGCAAAGAAGUUUAGUGGGCUUUGAGUAUUAUCUUAGCUCAGUUUAACAGCACCAUUUAGAAAAAGGAAGCGAUUUUGGUAUCAGCAAUAUCAAAGUUUCUUGAUUAUUCCCCCAGAGACUAGAUGACUUCAAGAGUUUGGUAUUUUUAGCACACUGGGCAAAGAUGAAAACCUUAACCAGAAAUAUACAAUAAAGAAUUUGGUAAUUUUAUGCUCUUAUUUAUUUGCAUUGAUUAAUCCCUGGAACAAACUUUUUUAGUUAAUUAUCUGACUUUACUGAAAUGGGCAACAAUGACUCUUUUGUGUGUGUUGAGUUAAUUUUCCUAGCCGUAGUAUAAACUGUGGAGUCAAGUCCUGUUCCCAAGCAGCUCCAGCUCUGCCAAUCCUGCAUAUGGCAGGACUGCUCUUCUAGUCCCUUGUGAUUUGGCACAGCCAUGUGACUGGUUCUGGUAAGAAUUUUCAAGCAGAAGUGAAGAGUAUGAGACUUUCCUGUGCUGUUUUUCAGUCAUGACUACAUGAUGUGGCUGCCCCAUCAACCCGAGUCCUUGAGCGACUAUAAUGAAUGGACCCCAUGACAACACACAGUGAACACACAUAAAUAAGAAAUAACCCUGUGUUAUUGUGACCACCCAGCAUAAACUACCCUGUCCUGACUGAUACAUCAAAUAUGCAUAAAUAGUUUAAAAUAUUUUUGGAGAUUAUUAAACUAAUGACAAAUGAACUCUUUAAAAAACAAAAGAAAAUUUAGAAAAGGCAAAGAUAACCUAGAAUAGUACUGGUUAGAGAUUAACAAACAGGUUAAAGGGUAGGAAAAUGAUGGAUGAUUUCUUAAAAAUACUUCUUAAAAAAAUCAUAUAUACUGUUUGUUUCCAAUUAUAACAGUUAAAAAGGGCAAAAUUAUGAAGACAGUAAAAAGAUAAGCAUUUGACAGGGGUUGAGGGAGGGAAGGAUGAAUAGGAGAACACAGGAUUUUUAGAGCAGUGAAACUAUUCUACAUAAUGCUAUAAUGGAUACAUGUUAUCAUACAUUUGCCCAAACCUAUUGAGUGUACAACACCAAGAGUGAACCCUAAUGUAAACUAUGGACUGCAGGUGAUAAAUAUGUAUCAAUGUAGGUUCAUCAUUGUAAUAAAUGCAUCAUUCUGCUUCUGAAGUUGGUGGUAGGGGAAGCUGUGUGCAUUAGAGCAGUGGUCCCCAACCUUUUUGGCACCAGGAACCGGUGCUCCUAUGAGAAUCUAAUGCCCCACGAUCUGAGAUGAAACUGAGGCGGUGAUGCUACUUAGCACUGAGAAGCAGCUGCAAAUACAGAUGAAGCUUUCGCUUGCUUGCUGCCCAUAGGUCACCUCCUGCUGUACGGCCCAGUUCCUAACAGGUUGGGGACUCCUGCAUUAAGGGAUAUUAAGGAAACUUUUCUGUACUUUCUGUUCAACUUUGCUGUGAGCCUGAAACUGCUGUAAACAAAAGUCUAAAAGGAAAAAACAUAUAUAUAUAUAUAUAUUAUUUUUUAUAAUGGAGAAGGGAAGAUCAAGUAUUAAAGGUCUUACAUCUGAGUAAUAUUGGAGUAUUAUAUAAUAAUAGCCUGUAUUAAUUGAGCACUUAGUACUAAGCAGGUUUACAUAUAUUAUUUAAUUCUAUCAAAGCCAAUGAGGAGGAUAAUAGUAUCCAGUGAGGAGGUUUAGAUAUCUCACAUGCAGUAGCUGAAUUAGGUCUGGCUUGCAUGGUGCUGGCUUUUGUUCUAUUCUGGCUUUUAUUCGGAUUAUCUUUUCAAGAACAUUUCUAUAGCAGAAGCCUCGAAGAUUAAGAUAGCAUCUCCCUCCAGGGCAAGAGGCAAUUUGUUUGUUGUCCAACAUAACAAAGAUAAUCUCUCCUUUUGAGGUGAAAGGUAGGCAGAUUUGCUCGCAGCCUCCUUAUGGAACAUUUGGGUUUCCUAAAUUUGAGGUUCCUCAGCUGUGAUGCGAGCUUACUGUGUGCAGUACCCAGUGAGUCCACCUCUCUGUUUCCCCAGGGAAACCUAAGAGGGACCUGAAUGUGAAGAUUAUGCUCUUCGCUGUGCUCCAACCAAUAAGGUUCUUUGUCUUUUAUCCAGAUAUCUCUUGUCUUCUGCCAGCUUCCAUAGGAUAAUAUCUGUAAUUCUUCACAGUUCUUGACAGUAAUUAGUAAGAAAUCCCUGAUUUUGUUAUUACUGUUCCUUGCAUAUUUUGGGGUAAAACAUUGUAGACCUGCAGGUCAGUUGAAAAUAAAAUCAAAGACUACAGUCCAUAAAGAAUGGUUUACAAAGGCCAAGGACAACCCUCUUGAGAUUGUUCACAUAGUGAACAUUCAAUUAAUUAUGCUAAAAUUUACCAGCAAUCCAUCAUGCUAUCCAGGGGUCCCAUCUAAAACACCUAAAUAUUAACUCUAUUCCUUUGAAUAAAAUAACCAGGAACUAAUACAAUUCAAAUUUUAACUGAUUGCACUGUUAAAUAAUGUAUAACAAAUAAUAGAAAUCUCAAACGAUACUCAGUUUCCUCUCUUUGGUCUAUUCUUAAUAGACCUUGAUUAACUCUUAUAGAAUACUGACCUGAAGUUAGAAAUAUACAUGUAUGCUGUACAUACAUAAACAAAAAAGUCUAUUUCCAAUACAGCACGCAAGUGAUUCCUUUUGGUUUCAGAAGGCAAAUAAUAGACUGUAUAUUUAAUUGAGAUAUUAUAUACAGAUUAUAAUAUACUUUUAAAGCCCAUAAUUUUUAAUUGUUGAACUUCUUUUUAAAGUGUCAUUACAUCUGGUGCUUGGAGAUUGAAUUCGGAGCUAAGCACAUAAUUGAACUCAUUUAGUAUCUUAAUUGUUUAAUUAAAUUCAUUUGAAUAAAAACUGGUGACAUAAAUGUGUAUCUUAAUUGGAUGCUAAUUAUGAGAAUAAUUAAGACCGAUUUAUGUCAUUUUACUGGUCAUUUUAAAAAAAAGAUUAUGAGACCUUUAAUACUAAAAUAUUUAAAAUUUUUGUUUUUAAAAAAACUUCUGAGUAUUAUGCUAGUCAUGUAUUACUCAGUAUAAUUUCAACACCUGGCUUACAAAGUUAAAAAGAUAGAAUAAUGAAGUCUACAAAAAUAUAUGAAUUGUUUGUAUGUGGGACAUAUGUGCUAUAUGAUGUUUCCUUAAACAACCAGGGUCAGCCAGUAAAGAAGUGCCAUAUUUCAGUAUUUGAAGAGAGCAUACCCAUUAGAAGGAUGAAGUAAUUGUCACAUUUAAGACGAAUGUAAUGAAAGUUAAAGCUGCCGUGAUUAACCUUUUUGCUUCUAAGUUAAAGAGACAGAAGUCAUUUAUGGUUCUAAGGCGAUAACAUUGCACUAAAGUAUAGAUCAACUGAUUUAAAUGUGUGACCUUUCUAUGCUGUGUACUAGAUGUGAUUGCUCAUUUUCUUUAAAAUUUGGUUCCUAUAACAUGGAUGUCAACAGAUAAUAUUUAUAAGAAAAUCAUAUAUUAGAGUAAAUGUGAAAAAGUAAAGUCUUUUCCAAUUGCUAGCAAUCUCUAACUUUUACAAAAUCCUUAAGCACCAUAAAUGUCAAAAUAUUUCUUUUUGCUACUAAAUAAAACCAGUAUCAUUUGUUUUC
This is a messenger RNA of Pteropus alecto (black flying fox), 6928 nucleotides long. RefSeq names its product aspartylglucosaminidase (gene AGA). The coding region runs from base 67 to 1104 and encodes 345 amino acids. Gene Ontology annotation, molecular function: N4-(beta-N-acetylglucosaminyl)-L-asparaginase activity. The transcript has 9 exons. Gene Ontology annotation, cellular component: lysosome. NCBI's taxonomy places the organism in Eukaryota, Metazoa, Chordata, Mammalia, Chiroptera, Pteropodidae. The record is from RefSeq and is a predicted model, not a curated record. Gene Ontology annotation, biological process: protein deglycosylation.